Messenger RNA from Syngnathoides biaculeatus (alligator pipefish), 4864 nucleotides. RefSeq names its product SCO-spondin-like. NCBI's taxonomy places the organism in Eukaryota, Metazoa, Chordata, Actinopteri, Syngnathiformes, Syngnathidae. Gene Ontology annotation, molecular function: protein binding. Gene Ontology annotation, cellular component: extracellular matrix. The record is from RefSeq and is a predicted model, not a curated record. The transcript is spliced from 28 exons. Bases 326 to 4753 code for a protein of 1475 amino acids.
CAACUCCCCAGCUCGAGUCUGUCCUCAAGGCCAAGUCUUUUCAGACUGUGUGUCCUCGUGUCCCCCCAGCUGCGCAUCCCCUCAACCCUCGGGGCCAGCUGCGUCAGUGGGUCAGUGCCGGGAGGAAUGUGUUGGGGGGUGCGAGUGUCUUCCAGGACUCUAUCUUCACCAGGGACGCUGUCUGAAAAGAGAUGACUGCCCGUGUUUCCAUCGCAGACGUACAUACCAAUCAGGAGACAAGAUACAGCAGAGGUGUAACACCUGCGUUUGCAGAGAAGGCCAGUGGCAAUGUACUGGGGAGAAAUGCGCUGCUCAGUGCAGCUUGAUGGGAGCGCUCCAUGUCACCACCUUUGACAAAAAGAGAUACUCGUUGCAAGGAGGAGAUUGUCCUUUUACCACUGUGGAGGACUACGUGGACCGAAAGCUAGUAGUGACCGUGCGCUCUGGUCAGUGCACAGCGGGGGGAGGAGGAGGAGGCGGUGCAACAGGCCUCGGUUGUCUCAUAGAGAUGACAGUCACAGCACUUCGAACCACCGUCACUGUCACAGACACUGGUACGGUGACACUGAACGGGCACAGGGAACUGUUGCCUGUGGUGACCGGAGACCUGGUAGUGCGAAGGGCGUCAUCUGCAUUUCUCCUAAUCCAAACUUUUGGAGCUCAGCUUCUGUGGCAUCUUGAUGGACCCCUCGUCAUCAUUACCUUGCAGCCUCAUUUCACUAACAAGGUGAGAGGCCUUUGUGGAACACUGACCUGGAACCAGCAUGACGAUUUUAUGACCCCCGAAGGAGACGUGGAGAGUAGGGUGUCAUCCUUUGCUGGCAAAUUCACUACAGAGCAUUGCACGCUAUCUGGAGGAGCCCCUCCAGACCCCUGCACUACUUACACUCAGAGAAGACACUAUGCUGACACUUUGUGCUCCAUCAUACACAGCGCCGUAUUCCAGGCAUGCCAUGAUGUAGUGGAGAGGGACCCCUAUUUUCGCCUCUGUCAGUCAGAGGUGUGCAGCUGUGCACCCCUGAAGGCCUGCCAUUGCACGGUGCUCACUGCGUAUGCCAGACACUGUGCCCAGGAGGGCAUUGCCGUGCACUGGCGUAACCAUACUUUCUGCCCGGCCCAAUGUUCCGGGGGUCAAGUGUAUCAGGAGUGCGGUCCAGCGUGCGGGCGCAAGUGUUCAGACCUGCAACACGGUUGGAGCUGCGAUGGUGAUGAAGACAAAAGUAGUGGUGGUGGUGGGCUCUGCGUUCCAGGUUGCCAAUGCCCUGCAGGUCUUGUGGAGGACGACCAAGGCCAGUGUGUGCCCACUACCAUGUGUCCCUGUGUGCAAGCAGACAAGACAUAUCUACCUGGGGAUAUUGUUCAGAACAGCUGUAACACAUGUGUGUGUGAGGGGGGUCGGUUUAACUGCACGCAGAGCCCCUGCGAAGAGGUCAACAAGUGUCCUGGCUCUCUGAUCUACGCUCCUCAUUCCUGCCUCCUCACAUGCUCCAACCUGGACCCGCCGAGUCAGCAGCAAGGUUCUGGCCUCAUGAGUUGCAGAGAGCCCCUAUCUGGCUGUGUGUGCCCCCAUGGAACUGUACUGCUUGGCGAUCGGUGUGUCCUGCCUGCCGAGUGUCCGUGCCACCACAAUGGCCGCCUGUACUACAACAACGAGACCAUCACUAAAGACUGCAACACAUGUGUGUGUAAGGAGCGCCACUGGCACUGCAGCCAAUCGACCUGCGCCGGGAUGUGUGUGGCUACCGGAGAUCCUCAUUACGUGACGUUCGACGGCCGCUUCUUCUCUUUCCUGGGCGACUGCCAGUAUGUACUGGUGAGGGAGACCAGCGGUUUGUUCAGCGUCACAGCAGAGAAUGUACCUUGCGGGAGCACCGGGGUCACCUGUACGAAGUCCGUUACCCUCAGCCUGGGGAACACCAUCAUACAUUUGCUGAGAGGCAAAGCGGUGACGGUUAAUGGGAUGCCGGUUACUUUGCCCAAGACAUACAGUGGGAGUGGUCUGACUUUGGAAAGAGUGGGCAUGUUUGUGUCACUUUCCUCCAGACUUGGGGUCACUCUGCUAUGGGAUGGAGGUAUGCGCGUGUACGUGCGCCUGUCAGCACAUUUGAGAGGAAAGGUCGAAGGCCUGUGCGGUAACUUUGAUGGGGACACGGAGAACGACUUCACCACCCGACAGGGCAUCGUGGAGUCCACUGCUGAGCUAUUUGGGAAUUCUUGGAAGGUCAGCCCAUCCUGUCCGGAUGUAGCAGACCAAGAUCUGCGAGACCCCUGCGCUGUCAAUUUGCACAGAGUGCCCUGGGCCAGGAAAAAAUGUGGCAUUUUGACUCAGGAGCUUUUUUCUCCUUGCCACCCUGAGGUGUCCUUCCAGCAGUAUUAUGACUGGUGUGUCUUUGAUGCUUGUGGCUGUGACUCUGGUGGGGACUGUGAGUGCUUGUGCACCGCCAUCGCUACCUAUGCAGAGGAGUGUAACCGCCGAGGGAUCUACAUUCGCUGGAGGUCCCAGGAGCUUUGCCCUCUGCAGUGUGAAAAUGGGCUUGUUUAUGACCCAUGCGGUCCAGCUUGCUCCCCUUCAUGCCCCAACGGGCAGCAGAGUCCGCACUCCCAUUGUGACGUCCUCUCCUGUGUGGAAGGCUGCUUCUGUCCAGCUGGGACUGUUCGAUAUGGUGACAACUGUGCAGUUCCUACCAAGUGUCCAUGUGAGUGGGAGGGAUCCUUGUUUCCUCCUGGAACUAGAAACAUUCAGCACUGCCGGAACUGUUCUUGCGAAGAUGGUGUUUGGCAAUGUGAUGGCGUGGCGUGUCCCCCUCCUGCCCCAACCUGUCUGGAACCCGAGUUUUCCUGUGCAAGUGGUCGCUGCAUCCCCACUCAAUGGGUGUGCGACAAUGAAGACGACUGUGGUGAUGGCUCUGAUGAGAUUUGUCCAUUCACCUGCUCGCCGCAACAUUUCCGCUGCGCUAGCACGCCGAGUGGACCAUGUCUGAACCUGGCUUUGCGUUGUGAUGGCCACCCAGACUGUGCUGACCAAUCGGAUGAGCAGUUCUGUGGACCUGCCACUCCAGUGCCCCUGUGCCCACCGGGGGAGUUUCAGUGCAGCAAUGGGAAAUGUCUGUCAGCCAGCCGUGUAUGCGAUGGGCGGCUGGACUGUGGCUUUGCGGAUGGUUCUGAUGAGCUAGAUUGUGGUGUGGUGUGCGAUGAAGGGGAGUUCCUUUGUUCUGGAGGAAGAUGCAUACUCUACCUUCAUCGAUGUGAUGGCCAUGACGACUGUGGAGAUCUCAGCGAUGAAAGGGGUUGUGUCUGUGGACAAACCGAAUUUCAGUGCCCCGGGGAUCGGUGUCUCCCUGCAGAGAAAGUUUGUGACGGUCACAGAGAUUGCCCAUCUGGAACAGAUGAAGCUGUCUGCCCAGCCAGAGUUACAUGUGGGCCAGACCAGUUCGCCUGUAGCGAGGGCUCGUGUGUUGACAUCACUACGCUGUGCGAUGGAACGCGAGAUUGCCCGGAUGGAGAGGACGAAAAACGAGCCAACUGCUAUUCUUUCAUAACUCCACUACCGUCACCUGUGAUCCCGACUGUGCCUACAUCAGCUUGUUGGUCUUAUGAGUUUUCCUGCGCCACCGGGGGACAGUGUAUCCCCCAAACUUGGCACUGUGAUGGCGAGUCCGACUGUUUGGACGGCAGUGACGAACAGCAGUGUCCUUCCCUGUGUGGACCUGGCCAGGUGCUCUGCCUCAGUGGUGACCAGUGCGUGCAUUACCAGCAUCUUUGCGAUGGCAACCCAGACUGCAGAGAUGCCUCGGAUGAGAGCGUUGACAACUGCGGUUCUUCCCGAAUCCCUCCCUGUCCAGGCAGCUUCUCGUGUGACAAUCGCACUUGUGUGAACAUGUCAAAAGUGUGCAACGGUAUCCCAGACUGUCCCCGGGGUGAUGACGAGCUUGUUUGUGGUAAACAUGUCUCGCCGGCGCCCCCUGGCAGGCCGAAUACCACUCUCUCCUGUCCAGAAUUCGCCUGCCUGGAUGGAUCCUGUAUCAAUUUCAACAUGAUGUGCAAUGGUAUAGCAGAUUGCCCAGAUGCCUCACUAGCACCACUCGGAGGUCCCACAGACGAGCAGGGUUGUCGAAGCUGGAGCUCCUGGGGUUCUUGGAGCCCCUGCAGCACCACCUGCGGUACAGGGUCCAUGCGCAGGCACAGAUUUUGCCCUCCUGGAGACAUUUUGCAUCACUGUCGGGGUCAGGAUAUCCAGAAGCAGCAAUGCUUCAACAUCACUUGCCCUGUGGAUGGCCAGUGGCUUCCAUGGGUGAAGUGGUCAGAGUGUUCAAGUGAGUGCGGAGGAGUGCAAAUCCGACACAGAGACUGCAUCCUGCCUCAAAACGGAGGUCGAGACUGCUUCCAGCUCCCAGGAACAUCUAACCUGAGCUUGGAAAUUAGGCCUUGUCCCGAGGAUGGCUGUCCCAACACCAGCUGUCCGGCAGGCCUGGUGAGACACAACUGUUCCCCCUGCCCAGAGUCCUGUGCCCACAUCAGCAGCAGGACCACUUGUGAUCCCAAAGCACCCUGCUUCUCAGGUUGCUGGUGUCCAGAGGGUCAGGUAAUGAGCCACACAGAGCAGUGUGUGCCGCCAGAGGAGUGUGCUUGUGAGUUGGCGGGUGUGCGCUACAGGCCAGGUCAGCAGAUGAAGGUGGACUGCGAGAUUUGCGUUUGUGAGAAGGGAAGACCUCAGAGAUGUCAACCGAACCCGGACUGUGCGGGUCGGUCUUAAAAUCUGUUCUGUUUUUUGUUUUUUUCCAUGUUCAGCAUGAACCUCACAAUUCAGCAUUAUAACCCUUUUUUUUUUUUUUUAACCCAACCAUUCCAUAGUACAUUGUGCCUG